UAUCCAUUGGAGUCGGCGGCCCGAUUCAUGAAAUUGCCGCAUGAAUGUUCAUCAGUUCAUGUGACCCAUAACAAAAAAGUGGUGGAGAAAUCAGAAAUCCCAUCAGAAUUCCUGAGAAAAAUGGGAGCUCUACAUCUGGGCAAUUCAAUUGCUCCAUGUUUCAUCACUUCUUCACAAGAGAAUCCAUUGAUUUUCUCUCCUCUGAGCAAAAGCAAUGCCAUUUAUGCGCCUAUUCUUGUCAGGGUCGCGAGGCAGCCCUCCAAAUGGAACAAGAUUUCUUCCAAAUUGAGUGGGAGUGAAGUUGGGAAAGGGGUUUCGGGGAAGAACAAAAUGGAGGAGUACAACGUGGCCAUGAAGAGGAUGAUGAGGAACCCAUACGAGUAUCACCAUGAUCUGGGCAUGAACUAUACAUUGAUAACUGAAAAUCUCAUUGUUGGUUCUCAACCUCAGAAAGUCGAAGAUAUAGAUCAUUUGAGGGAGGAACAGAACGUGGCCUAUAUUCUGAACUUGCAACAGGAUACAGAUGUUGAGUAUUGGGGAAUAGAUCUCCCAUCUAUAGUACAAAGAUGCAAAGAACUUGGAAUUCAUCACAUGAGAAGCCCUGCGAAAGAUUUUGAUCCGGAUUCUUUGAGGAGCGGUUUGCCGAAAUCUGUUUCGUUAUUGGAAUGGGCCAUUUCUGAAGAGAAAGGACGAGUCUAUGUACAUUGCACGGCUGGAUUGGGGAGGGCUCCCGCUGUGGCAAUUGCUUACAUGUUCUGGUUUUGCGACAUGGAUCUAACUACAGCAUAUGAGACGCACACUUCGAAAAGGCCUUGUGGACCGAACAAAAGAGCAAUACGCGGAGCCACGUAUGAUUUGGCUAAAAAUGACCCUUGGAAAGAGCCCUUCGAGAAUCUUCCAGACCAUGCGUUUGAGGGCAUAGCAGAUUGGGAAAGGAAACUGAUACAAGACCGUGUCCGUGCUCUCCGACAUUCUUGAGGAAAUCUAUACAGCCAUACAGGCUAACAGGAGUGGAAGCAAACCCCUGGGAAACUGCAGUUACACCCAAAAAUUGCAUUAUUCUGUUCUGCAAAAGUUUAGAUUUACUCAAAAUAAUUAUACUGUAGAAAUAAAGAAAUAAAAGAAUUGACAGACAGCAUACUGACUGUCAAAUUACAAACUCUGAUGUAUCUGGAGCAUAUAAAUGAAAUCAUAAAGAAACUAUUUUGAUUUGAA
This is a messenger RNA of Ipomoea triloba (trilobed morning glory), 1215 nucleotides long. Its product is annotated as phosphoglucan phosphatase LSF2, chloroplastic. The coding region runs from base 28 to 978 and encodes 316 amino acids. NCBI's taxonomy places the organism in Eukaryota, Viridiplantae, Streptophyta, Magnoliopsida, Solanales, Convolvulaceae. The transcript is spliced from 5 exons. Gene Ontology annotation, biological process: protein dephosphorylation; starch catabolic process. The record is from RefSeq and is a predicted model, not a curated record. Gene Ontology annotation, molecular function: carbohydrate phosphatase activity; starch binding; protein tyrosine/serine/threonine phosphatase activity. Gene Ontology annotation, cellular component: chloroplast.